Molecule: messenger RNA, 22870 nt
Organism: Xyrichtys novacula (pearly razorfish)
Lineage: Eukaryota; Metazoa; Chordata; Actinopteri; Labriformes; Labridae
Source: the annotation of a GenBank genome assembly
GGAGGAGGGCGAAGCUUAUUUGACAGGCGUUCCCAGCUACCCGAGUAGCUGUUACUGGCACCGAAACUGUAGACAUGUGUGGUGAGUACUGUGUCCAUUUUACCUUCACAGUAUCUAUCUGGGUGAUGUAUUUUAUUCAUAAUUCAUCUUAACAGCGAGUUAAACAAAUACAAAAGACCGUUAGCUAAGGCUAAUAAUUCCAGUUAGUUAAAAUUAGCUUGUGGGGGCUUAGCUGUGUUAGCUGGUGGUGCUGCUGCUGAUGCUGUUAGCUGUCCAGAUGUAAAGAAGUCAUUGUUUCUUCAUGUUGUAUCUACUGUCCAAGCGAUUUAGACAUAGUGGCCUUAAAAACAACUCGACAUCUACAUAUGUAUUGUAAAAGGAUCUCCUGCUAACGCCAAACAGCUUUACGUGUUUUGCGGUGACAUUACGUGCAAAGCGUAACUUAGAGCUGGGAUGUGGUUUUUAGAAGCUUUGACUUCAUACUCAUGAGUCAUUUAGAUAGGAGUGACCUCAAAACUGAUAACUAGAAUCGAAGUCAGAGGCGUUUGGGUGAAAAAAAACCUUAUCAUAUCAUCCUGCACUGGCUGGAAACUUCUUGUGAAAGUCGUUCCUAGGAAAUGCCCACCAUCAUCAUCAUCAUCAUCAAUGUGGUAACAGCUGAUGACUGUCAGUUUCCCUAUCACUGACUGUCUCAAAUGGUCUGUUUCAUCCUGUCACACACCUGUAACAGAUAACUAAUGCCUCCCUGUCUCCCAUCACUGUCACCACAAUCAGACCUGAUAGACCAAAGACCAAAAAUAAAUGCCUUAUUCUAGGGCUGGGUGAUAUGGGGAAAAGUUUAUCACAAUGUAUUUUUUUCGUAUCAGGUGAUAUCGAUAUAUGUCAUGAUGUAGGCUUGGGUGAUUUGGCAAAAAAGAUGAUCACGAUAUAUUUUGUCGUAUCGUCUGAUCUCGAUUAUUAUCACGAUUUUUUUAAACUGCCAGUUUUAAAGCAUCUGUACUAAAAGCUAAAGAAACUAGAGAUUAGUUCAACAUUUUAUUAGCAUAUAAAGUAAAUUGAAUAAGAUAAACUUAGAAAAAUACAAAAACCAUUUUAACUCAACAGUACAACAAAUGUAGAUAAAUACUAAAUAAUACAGUGAACUAGUUUACAGUCCUUUGUAUUUUUGCAGUUAUGUUAGACCCCAAAUAAACAAAAAUCCCCCUCAGAGAUAAUGAAGACACCUUAACAUGUCAACAUUAGAUUAUGUAAACGUAGAUGAUUGAUCGCUGCUUUGGUCUGGUUGCUGCACAGCUAGUUGUAGCCAAACUGCUAAUGCUACUCGUGCCGUCAGCAGUGACAGACUGUACAGACUCUGCUCGCAUUUUCAUGCUUUCCGCAUAAUCAUUCGAGAAGAACUUCUUCAAAUGAUUAAACAGAUCUGUUGUGUUGCCGGUUUUUGAGGGCAUCGACCGCUGAUAUACCUUGCACAUUGGCGUAAUUACUUGACUUCACUUUGGAGAUACCCGAACCACCGCCACACAACCGACGUUGAAUAACUUCUCAACAAUAACAUCUUCGGAGGACGACUCAAAGUCACGGCUUACAUCUCUUUUACUGCCCCCAUCUUCACGUUUAGCUCCAUGUUCAGUCAUUCUGUUUACUUCCCCGGUAACUUACAGAAGUGGAGCAGGAAAAGCUCGACUCUGAUUGGCUGUUGUGAUGCACAUUUCCACCAUGUUUGAUCGAGUAAAUAUGCUCACAGCUGAUCACUGUGAUCGAACUCAAAUUUAUCACGAUCAUCGAUCACCAUCAUAUAAUGGCCCAGUCCUAUCAUGAUGUAAAGAGUUAAAUUUAACAGUGCUUAUUGGUCACAUGUCUUUCGCAAUACAAUAAGCGUCUGCAUCUGUGAGGUCUGUGUGUCUCUUUGACGUUUUGUCGUAAGGCGUUGAGCUAGACUCUAGAGAAAGCAGACUAAAUGGUCAGGCACUGUGUCAGAAAAAAAUCAAAAGUACCUCCACACCUCUGAUGUUUUCAUAUUGAGCCUUCAUCUGCAUUUCUGCCUGGGGUAGCACUCAUUUUCUGUUUUAUUCCCCUUUUCAUUGGCUAUUCGUUAAGUCCACCAAAACAUGUCAGAAUGCAGGAAAUAUUGCAGCCCUAAUGCUGCCAUUAACGUAAUGGACACAUUUUAUUCUGCUCCUGUUUUAUCAUCAGAGGUUUAUUUUGUGACUUCCCCCACUCCUCCUCCCUCUUCUUUGGCAUCUUCCUCCUCACCUGCUGAUCUGAAUGACUGCUCUGUUGAACCGAGCAGCCCCCCUGGCUCUACAUUAGCAUUUUCCUGCCAGUGCUAUGCUGUAAAACAGAGCUGUGUUUCAUGCCUUCCCUCGAGCCAAUUAAGGUGAAACUACUUUAAGUGUGUGAGUAACUUGCUGAAUAGAAGAUUGGACUGGCUGUGGCUGCCAGACGUCCACAGGAAAGAUUGAUAAUCACUGUCGAUAUUUGUCUCUGUAACGCUGAGGUCUUGAUUAAUCUGGGCGAGCCUUUUAAUGUCCUUUGCGGCAAAAUGCUGUCACAGUUCCCGACUUAUUUUUGGUCGAGUACCUUCAACCAAAACCUUUUGAAUGAGAUUUGUGUGACAGUUCCUCGCUUUCCCACCCUUUCUCAAAGAAAGGAGGAGAUAUCAACUUGCAUAACCCCAGGUUAAUGGAUACACCCCAUUGUGUUAAAGCAGGUCUGUCUAGUAAGAAAAUGUUUUUCUAGUUCCCUAAAUACCCCUGUAAAACUGGUUUCUCGGGCAGUAUUGCAAUAGACUUCGAAAGAGGAUGACGCUACUGAGUGAUGCGCAUCUCACUCAGUUGUUUUCUAUGGAUUUCCAUACAUGACAUGCUGCCAGGCUUCAGCAGCUGUGACAACAUUUGUUCUCACUGUAAAUAUAGGCCAUAAAUUCAGUAUAAUGCUGUAUCCACGCUGUUCUGGAUUGCAUUGGUGCUGCAGAUUUUUGUUUCAGUAGUGUGUGUGUUUUAGUUCAAGAAAACCACAGUCAAUAAUACCCAAGCAUUUAUGUGAACACAAAGUUUAAGAUUCACGCGUUUAUUUCAAUUUUUAUACACACGUUUUGUAAAACACGACAAGCACUGAGUUUAAAAAUGUUGUUUACAAUUACGUGAAAUUGAUUUAUCUUAGUUAUUAUAGAGUUAUCUGGGUUUUACUGACGCAGGACUAUAAACAACUCAAAGUAUAUUUUAUCAUCAGCUACUGAAGAUUUCUUGUCAAUCAGGUCACCAAAACUGAAAUGAACUAUAAAUGCAUAUAGCCUGACAGGAAUUUAAAUUGAUCCGUUCUUUCAGCUGCUCUUACAAUCUGUUUUUACAAGAAAAAGUUAAAAACAAAACUCUUUCUAGCGGGCUGAAUCAUACUGAAUCGUGACAAUGUGUUCCCUUCCCCAGGAAUCUUUGCCUAUCUCAACUAUCAUGUGCCAAGGACUCGGCGUGAGAUCCUUGAAAUUCUCCUCAAAGGACUCCAACGCUUGGAGUACAGAGGUUACGACUCAGCGGGUAAGAGAUGGGAAGACUCAUAUCAGACAUGCUCUCUUUCUGUUUCAGGGACUCUGUUAAAAAAACAACAGAGGACCUCAGUUUGCAGUGAAUUAUUUAACAGACAUAAUGUUGCAGGUCUGGGCUAACUUAACCACUAAUGGAGUAUGUUUAUCCCAUACAUUUCACAUACAUUUUAUGCAGCCUUUUGUUUUAUACGCAUUAGUUUAGUGUUAAGUAUUGAAGUCAAAUAUAAUAUUUUUAUGAUAUAAUGUGUUGUUUUAAGGUGUCGGGAUUGAUGGCGGCAAUGGCAAGGACUGGGAGUCAAAUGCCAAGAGCAUCCAACUGAUCAAGCAGCGUGGGAAAGUGAAGGCUUUGGAUGAAGAGAUCCACAGUAAGCCACUAUUAUUUCAGUCGUUCACUGAAGGACACAAAGAAAUCAUUCACAUCUGAAUCAUUGAUUUACUUUUAGUUGUAUAAACUGAAUGCCUGAUGUUUUCUGUGCCGGGUUGUGUUUGUUUAACCUGCAGAGCAGCAGGAUAUUGACCUAGAUGUGGAGUUUGAUGUUCAUGUUGGCAUCGCCCACACCCGCUGGGCCACCCACGGUGUACCCAGCCCGGUCAACAGCCAUCCACACAGAUCUGACAAGACUAAUGGUCAGUUAUGUUGAAGAUAGAGGCUCGUUCUCCCCACAUCUCCCAACCUGAUAUUUUUAUAACUGCUCAGUCAAUAAAAUGUGUCUUUCUGGUCUGUAGAGUUCAUCGUCAUCCAUAAUGGAAUCAUCACAAACUACAAAGACCUGAGGAAAUUCUUGGUGAGCAUAAAAAUAUUAGAAAUCUGCUUUUAUUCUACUUGCUGGAAACAGGACUGACUCUAUUUCGCCUAAUCUCUCCAGGAAAGCAAAGGCUAUGAGUUCGAGUCCGAGACCGACACGGAAUCCAUUGCCAAGCUGGUGAAGUACAUGUAUGACAACCGGGAGAGUGACGAUAUCAACUUUGCUACACUGGUGGAACGUGUGAUCCAGCAGCUGGUAAGGAUCUGCUUAAACACGGGUGCUGCUCGAGUGACCAGCAGUUGAAAUAGCCUUCCCUAAUUGUAUCUUCUUCCACCUGACAGGAGGGAGCUUUCGCCCUGGUCUUUAAGAGUGUCCACUACCCAGGAGAGGCAGUCGGUACAAGGUACACUCUCACUUUUAUGCCCUCAAACUUGAUGUCUCUGUCGCAGAUGAACGUGUGAUUUCAUAAAAAUGUCCCCUCACAGGAGGGGAAGUCCCUUGCUGAUGGGGGUGAGAAGUGAUCACAAGCUGUCUGCUGACCACAUUCCUGUGCUCUACCGCUCCUGUGAGUUAAAAAAUUCAGUUCUUGGUUUAAUCUGUUCACAUGUGAUUGCAUAACUGUGACUGAGACCCAGUUUCUCUCUCCUUUUGCUCAGCUGGUAAAGACAAGAAGGGCUGCAGCGCUCUGCCCAGGACCGACCAGGACACCUGCCUGUUCCCUGUAGAUGAGAAAGCUGUGGAGUAUUAUUUCGCUUCUGAUGCAAGGUAAGCAGAUAUCUUGAUUUUGACAGCCUCCAGUGAUUCUCCAUAAAACGCUUUUCUCUCCUCUAGAUGUGUCGCAGCCUGAUCUGUGACGUGUAAAUUCGACAUUUAAAUUUCUCCCAUCACUACAGUGCGGUCAUCGAGCACACAAACCGCGUGAUCUUCCUGGAGGACGAUGACGUGGCCGCCGUGAUGGAGGGCAGACUGUCCAUUCACAGGAUAAAGCGCAGGGCCGGAGACUAUCCCGCGCGUGCCAUUCAGACCCUGCAGAUGGAGCUGCAGCAGAUCAUGAAGGGUGAGGUGAAGGCCGUCAGUCGUUCUGUUUAUUUCCUCAGACCAUGUGUGCAAAUAAAUCAUUUGUGCACCAGCUUGUAAUUAUGUCCUGGACCCUGUUAUUAUUGUGUAACUCUUAAUGGUGCGCUGGGUACUUCUAACAUCCAGCCUCGGGGGGCCGUCCUUUUAUCAGCCAGCUGGUUACAACCCUGCUGGAUUAGUUCUCCUCGAGGGAAGGAACUGCUGUUUAACUAACUAGAGUUGUGGAGAUUUAUCACCUUUUAUUACUCUUUAAUGUACCUGAAUGUUGGGAAUGCAUUCAUUGCUUCUGGCUUUGUAGGAAAGGAUAUAAGAAGUCUAUGAACUUUGUGCUCUUUGCAUUUGCAUUUACAUCACAUGUCAUUGCUGUAUUUCUCUACCAAACAUACAUUGUAGGGGUGUCCCGAUACAACUUUAAUACCUCAGAUGCAAUACCGAUAUUGUAGCCUUCAAAAUUGGCAAAUAAUUACAUUGAUCUGAUAUUAGCACAAACUUGCGCAUGACAAGUUUUGCACUCAGCUGCUAUGUCUUUUUCAUACUUUAAAUGAAAAAUACUGCCACAGGUUACCGACAUCACUCCUAUUCCUUGCUACUUUAAUUUAGGAACUUAGUACACACUGUUGUUGCGGUCACAUGAAGUUGAAGUUGAAGUAGGCUCCAUUUUUGUCCUCUCACUACCCGGGACGCUAUAGGUUGUUAAGGGAAGGUCCCGCCCUCCUUCGCCUCUGAUUGGCUCUAAGUGCUGACCGUUUGGCUUGAGCGUGUGAUGACUUUCCCCCAGAAAAGUCUUCCCCAGGAUGCGUAUUUUUUCCACCCGGAAAGUCACAAAAACGCAUCGGGCUUGAUGUAUUUCGUGAUUUCACAUUCUAUAUUCGUGUCGGCCCCGGUGUGUAAGGACCUUUUAAAAAAACAUGUUAGUUCAUAAGAAGUCACUGUUUUUAAAGUACUGGUAGGUUUUUAUUUAUUUAUUUACUUAAUAGGCCAGAAGAGUUGUGGGCUGUAGGGAGUUACUUAUCCCAGCUAAGAAACAGCCUGACACGCACCACACCUUGUAAAACCCCAGACUGAACAUUUUGCACCUCAUUUGCUUAUUUGGACUAAACAAACUGAACAGAACAUGUAAAUUAGUGUUGGAAGGUCGUUCUUUUUACUCAUGCAAAGCUGGCAGACUCAGUUUGAAAGUCACUCCAUGUUACUCAAAGUGGACACAACCCACAUAAAGAUGUCAGGAGUUACACCAAUGCGUUUCAUUUGUAAUAAUAAGAUUAAAGGCAGCUGAAAGAGUCGAAGGUGUUUCAGCCUCAGAGUUUCAUCAUCAAUGUAGGUGUGACUCUAAAAUGUCUCAGGAUGACAGAAAAAUCCCCUUCAUUUGAUUUGAUUUCAUUGUUGAUUUUCCCUUUAAGCGUAUCUGUAUUUUGUAGAGUUGUCGAUGACCCAUAGCAGUAUGACGUGGUUACAUUUCAGGGUCGGGUUUGUUUAAUCGUUCUCCCUCUGGUUUGACGACUGUUGGUGCCAGCUGUGAAAAAUUUGAUCACACCCAUGUAGUUGAUUAACGCUGACGAAUGCCGGAGGCUGAAACAUGUUUGUUUUUCUAAGCUGCUGUUCUCAUUCGUUAUUGUUUAAAGAGAUUUACUUUAUUAACAUUCCCAAGGGUGGAUUUGUCACCUUCCGAUACAGCAAUGUGAACUAGCUUUUGGCUUUGGCAGGACAAGAUUAAUAUCAUCUCAACUAACUUUCAAAGAAAUGGGAAAUUAAUGCAGCAGAUGCCAGAGGAUAUCUUUGAACGCUUCGUUUAUAGCAUCUCCCUGUUUUCAUUACUGAUUAAUCUGCUUAACUUUUCUUUGAGUUAUCGUUUAUUUUGUAAAAAAAAAUGAAAAAUAGAAACAUUCCCAAGGAGUAAACUGGCAUAUUUGCUUUUUUAUUUGACAAAUAGUCCAUAACUUAAAUCAAGCAGCAAAUCUUGACUUUUUAAGCUAAAAGGCGAAUAUUUUAUGGAUUUUAUCUGAAUUUAUCAUCAGAUGAAUCUUCUUGUAACAGAUUUAUUGUUGCAGAGAUCUGAGAGAGAGAGAGAUGUGUGCGUCGUUCUCCUUUACCUCAGUAAUCCAGCAGAGGGCAGAGGUAAACUGAUGUUGGCCGGUCCUCACAUUCCUUUGUGGUCCAGUCAUUACUCAGCCUCUCUCCUCUGUUUCAGUUUCUGGAGCCUUUCUGCUGAAUAACCUAAUUCGUAUGACCCAAAUUACUGUCAGAGGACGGCUGAUAAACGCUCACAUAUUUCACCGUCACAUUUUGUUAAUGACAGAAAAACGCCAUCUCCCCAUCGUCUUGUUUGUUUUUCCUUUAUUUAAGAGGUAACCAACCUGUAACUCCGAAUAUGUGACUAAAAAAGACAGAAGACUCCCUUCAUGACUAGUUUUCUGUAAAACAUUAUAAAGAGUUUUGUUGCUCUACAGGGAGAUUGUGGUUUGCAUUUUCAGGUACUUAAUGUAAGUCAAUAGUGCCCGUGUCAGAUGGCCUCUCGUGGGCUCACACUUCAUAAAAAGUCCAUCACAGUGCUCUAAAGUAGCAUUUACCUUUAUUUCUUUUACUAGCGUUGGCAAUGAGCCCCUGUUUUCUGAUCCUCCCACCACAGGCAACUACAGCUCCUUCAUGCAGAAGGAAAUCUUCGAGCAGCCAGAGUCUGUGGUCAACACCAUGAGAGGACGGAUCAACUUUGACAACAACACAGGUCAGAGUGCUGUCUGAUGAGUUCUCCCUGUGGAGCACUGUUGUAGUAACUCCUCCGCAAAUCAGCUUCUUUACACUCCCUGUCCGUCGAAUUACUUUGCAAAGAUGUGCAGAGAACACAAAAAGUAAAAUUCCACUUGUAAGAUCAGUAUGAUGGCCACAAAAGUAAAUAUGUGAAACUGUCUAAGGGCUCUUUUUGUGGUCUCUUUUAAUGAGGUGGAAAAUCUCUGAGCAGAGUGAUGGAUUAACUGUUGGGUUUACUUCCAGUGACCCUGGGUGGACUGAAGGACCACAUUAAAGAGAUCCAGAGGUGUCGGCGACUUAUCCUGAUUGCCUGUGGCACCAGCUACCAUGCGGGAGUAGCAGUGAGUAUCCACCAAACAGAAGCUCUUUCGGCUUUGUUAUUUAAGCACAUAAUGGAAACAUGUCUGUACUGUUAUCCAUGUCGGAUCCAGCAGACUAGUUGGAUAUGUGAGGUCUGUAUUGUGGACACAGGUGUGAGGGCUGUGUGUUGGCACCGUCUUUGCUCUGAGCUGGACCGGCUUGUUUGAACAAAGUGACGCUGAGCAGUGCUCUCUUGCUUCGCAGACCCGCCAGGUGCUGGAGGAGCUCACCGAGCUGCCUGUCAUGGUGGAGCUGGCCAGCGACUUCCUGGACAGGAACACUCCCGUCUUCCGAGACGAUGUCUGCUUCUUUAUCAGUCAGUCAGGUGGGGAGGCCGCUGCCAUCUGGACAUGAUUGAGUGCACAUUCCCCAAUUGUCUUCCUCUUUCCAUCCCCGGGAGAGAGGCACUCUGCUUCUUCUUGAUUUAUCUCUCUUGUGCUCGGCUUCCAGAGUCAAACGUGUGCUUUACUCUCUAGUUUUCUGUAUCUGCACUGUACUCCUCUGUUGUAGUCCAUGUGUGGUAUUUGUGUAAAUCUGUGUGUAUGUCAUAGUUGUUGUUUUCAAAAUGUGACUGUUAUUCUCUGGUGGCUUUUCUGUGAAUCUGUUUCUAAUCAUUAUGUGGUGCAAAAGCUUCCCCAUUUUAACAAACUAAUAAAUCAGCAUCAUUUUAUUGUCAGAAGUGUAACAUUGCAUAAACUGUUAUGGUUUUUCCUCCAGGGGAAACGGCUGACAGCCUCAUGGCUCUGCGCUACUGUAAGGAGAGAGGAGCUCUGACUGUGGGCAUCACAAACACAGUGGGCAGCUCCAUCUCCAGGGAGACGGACUGUGGCGUCCACAUCAAUGCGGGGCCUGAGAUCGGAGUAGCCAGCACCAAGGUGAGCCGAUGAAACUUACGCUGCGUUCUAGUUACCUCGGAAGUCAGAGCUGGGAAUGACAGCGUUCCAGUUAAUAAGUCGGAAAACCAAGAUGGACGCCUACUGUUAGCCAUUGUUAGCUGUUGUUUAUAAUUGUCAGCUGUUGUUAGCCGUUGUCAGUCAUUGUUAGCUAUACCAGUUGUAAACGACGCACAACACAGUAUUCUACACUUACAAACACCAUAGCACCAUGUUCAGAUAGACGUUGGGCAGUACAACAUAUACCACAGAAGUGCUAACAAAUAAUACAUUACAAGAGCUUUCACUGUUACGCUUUACUGUUAAAGCACAGCGCAUCCAUCCUCAAUUAUGAUGUUGUUGUCAAGUUGGAGUUGGCGAGGAUCGUCCGAGUUUCCGAGCUUGGAAACCCCGACUAACAAUUACAACUGGAAAAGCUUCAUAAAAUCUUGAUGAUAAAGACUCGAUCCCGACUUACAAUUACAACUGGAAAAGCUUCAUAAAAUCUAUUGAGAAAAAAGUCCUCUGAUUUUAGUUGACAGUCCCUGUUGACCUUUGACAGAGUAGAGGUUUUACUUUUGUACGACACAGACCAGUACCUGACAACUCAGAUACGGCUUAUUCACCAAAUACCUGCAAACUUAUAUGAAUGACAAUACAAUGAAGACAAAACAAUAACAAUAUAUAUCGAAAAUUAAUUUCCCUCAAUAUCAAUAUAAAACAUGGUCAAUAUGCUUUUCGAUAGUCGGCCAUAUUUUGGUCGACUAUGCGAAUAGCCAAUGAAAAGGGGAGUUGCUCGGGGUUCGCACCGCGCCGAACCAAUCAUGUGCUGAAUUAGAACCAAGUAGCAAACAACUUCAUAGUAGCAGGCUGCAGCUACAGGCAACCAUAGCACUUUAACACAUGAAGCCGACAGCACUGUCAGUGAGAAAAAGAGAAAAUGAGUGCAACCCUCAGUAGAAAUGCUGAUGAAGGCUCAACAGAUUACAACAUCGUAGACAACAGUGGCAUGAAAGCGUCGGUGGUGUGGAGGUAUUUUGGUUUUUUGAGGUCCUACAUGAAGCAGAGUAAUGUGCACUGCAAAUUAUGUCAAGUACAUGUUCUUGCAAAUUGGGAAUACCUAACCAUUCAGUCCACUUUCUCUUACGCAACGCCUUACGACAAAACGUCAAAGAGACACAAAGACAUCACAGAUGCAGUAGCUUAUUGUACUGCAAAAGACAUGCUACCAACAAGCACUGUUAAAUUUCAUUUUCUAUAUCAUGAUAUAUACUGAUAUCGACUGAUAUGAAAUCAUAUAUUGUGAUAAACUUUUUCCCAUAUCGCCCAGCCCUACUUUCAGGUCUGUGUUUUUGUCCUCAGAGACUUACUUAACUAGUUCUGAAGGACACUUUAAAUAAACUAACUCUAUAAAUAUGUGAUUUGAUGAAUGGCCCCCCAAGAUAGGAAAAAGAGGUUUUUACACUGGGCUUGAAGAAACUGUACACAGGUUUGUUUCAUUAUCUCUUAAAUGGACUCAACACCAACCAACACUCAAUGAAACCCAGAUGAAAACUCCACAGCGAGUGUGGCUCGGCCUCUUGGAAGCAGACAUUUUCCUUCAGUCUCAUCAAACGAGGAGUUGAAUAGCCUGAAACUCUCAUCUCAUCUCAUCUGAAGGUUUCGUGCCCCCCCACCCACUUCUCCAAACUAAAAGGAUUUGCCAGUUUGGACUCCAAGCAAAGCAGAAGAGUACUAGAGUUCAGCGAGUAUGUAGAGAGAAAGAGAGAAAGAGAGAGAGAGAGAGGAGCUGGUCCCUCCCUGGCCCAGCCCUUCAACUUGGCUCAGUGUCUCUCGCGCUGCUCCAAAGUCCCAGAGCACGCCUCAGAGACGCCACCAUUUACUGCUCGGCUGGCUGGGCCCCAUCCCCACACACCCAACUCAACCAAAUGCUGCACAACCUAGCUCAUCAAAUCAAUUGCGAACAUGCAUUGCACCCAGCUGCUAAACAACUUGAGAUGUGGCCUCGGAUUUCUGUUUCAUGCUAAUUUGACUUUUUUGUGAGCUGGAAAAUGGGAAAAAGGAAAAGUGCUUUUUCAAGUUCCUCUAAUCAAAGACAAGAUUUAUGGAAUAGGUUAGGACUUAAGAUAUUUUGAUGCUUUUUAAAAAGCAAAUCCUUCUGGCAGGUCAACUGACGUUACAUGAAAGACGACAUCCUUUUUGAAUUCUACGAUCUGGUUACAGAAAUUUACAUGCAAGCUUGUUUCUGGGCAGGACAAAUCUGUUCAUGUUUUAGUUCUAGGGUUGUACAGGUCAACUAUUUGUCCUGCAAUGAAAACUAGAAAAUUGGCAAGUAGAAAACACAUCAUAGUUUACAAUGUGGGUUAAUAGUAUUGCCACAUCUGACCCAACAGUGCAGGCUGUCAGAGAUGUGAGGGACUGUGGUUCGCAUGCAGUCCGGGGGGAGAAUACAAUGUAAAGGUUUUACAGCUAUUUUCUUGGAUUCGGACACUGGCAUUUCUGAGUCUGGAGGGUCCCGUGAAAUGACUUGGCUUCUCUUGAGCACUGAUUAAAUCCCCCAAAUGGGCAUGGACGACCUCCAGAGUAGUCAGAGACGAGGGAACAGAAAGAGAGAGAGAGAGAGAGAGAGAGAGAGGAGGGUGAGGGGGUGUUUCCAGAGCGAUCAGAGACUGCGCACUCUGCUGUAGUGUUGUGUGUUAACAUAAUUUUCCAGGAUGAGUAGCUUGACUGAGCUCAACUGCACGCUUUUUAAUGCUGCUUUGCGUGCACUUAACCCUCCUCUCCUUCCAUUGCUCAUCUGGUGCAGAUUAUAAACUGGAGACAGGGCUCCCUAUCAAAACAGAGACACAAGAAGCACAGGCUCAAGAAACUUCUAAACCAGCAUUACAGUUCUGCUUUUUGGUAUUCAGUACUGUGCUGCAAAACAGGGAGCUCUUAUACCUUCAGUAAAUAGGUCACAAAUAGAGUGACGAGGUCCUGUGGCUUUUUCUGUUCAUGCAUGUCCGAUCUGAGAGCUGCCGUCUGUAUAAAUCAGUGGAUAAAUCAUUGAAUUGAAUAACCCUCACACUCUGUUUGUCUCUCCUCUGCAGGCCUACACCAGCCAGUUUGUGGCCCUGAUCAUGUUUGCGCUUCUGAUGUGCGACGACAGGAUCUCCAUGCAGCCGAGACGCCGAGAGAUAAUCCAAGGCCUGAGAGUCCUUCCAGGUAACUCAGUCCACAGGUAUCAGAGUAGGGUUGGGCGAUGAACCGAAAAUUUCCAGAUACCGAAAUUUACGACAAUAACUGACGUCGUUUUGCCCACAUCGGUAUAUUCAGGGUCAAAAAAAAUAAUAAAUAAAAGUUGGUUUUGGAUGUGUGUAGAUAGGCCUACAUCAGAGACAUGACUACACCCCAUCCAGUCAGUAAUAAAGAGGGAAAGACAGGUGAGGAGAUGGAGGACGGUUCAAAAGUUGGAGCGGCUGAAGCAGAUGAAGUUAAUGUGGGAGGGGGUUAGCAGCUUGUGGAGUAGUUUUCAUCCAUUUAUGAUUUGCUCAAUAUUUUGUGAUUUUGAUUUGAGGCCAUAUCGCCCAGCCCUAUAUAAGAGAUAGUCUCCGAUUCAAAUGCACAUAGAAAACCAGCUACUUGGAGCAAAGAUCAAAAACCUGUUUCUUUUUUAAGUUGUUUUUUUCCAACAAUCCCUUUUGACAAAAGAUCAGUGAAGGAGAGAAAGCUUUUUAUGUCUCGAGGACCUCGCAUGCUUCUCUUGAUCUAAAGCACAUGAUGCCAUGUCCCUGAUGGUAAACUAAUGAGGAAUGUCUGGUCGCUCUGCCACUCCCUGGCCAAUAUUAUGACAGCACAGCAUGUUGACACACUCUGUCAUACAAUUUUGUUGCUUAAUCCUCAGUCGUGUUUUUUUUCCUGCUCUCUCUUUAUUAGAUCUGAUCAAGGAGGUUCUGAGUUUGGAUGAUGAGAUCCAGAAACUGGCGACAGAGCUGUACCAGCAGAAGAGUGUGCUGAUCAUGGGCAGAGGUUACCAUUAUGCUACCUGUCUGGAAGGAGCUCUGGUAAGCAAGUACACCAGAUGUUCAGAAAGUUGCUUUUUAAACUGUCUGGAAAGAGGGUAUGUUACGCCUUUGACUUUUGAUUCUUUUAACCUGUCCGUCUUUCAUCUUUGGUAGAAAAUCAAGGAAAUCACAUACAUGCACUCAGAGGGGAUUCUGGCUGGAGAGCUAAAACACGGUCCGCUGGCUCUGGUGGAUAAACUCAUGCCUGUCAUCAUGAUCAUCAUGAGAGAUCACACCUACGUCAAAUGCCAGAACGCUCUGCAACAAGUUGUCGCCCGCCAGGUGAGGCCCAAACACCUUGAUCCAGUCCAAAAAGAAAAAACAAUCAUAUUACAGUGUUGAAGCGAUUAAACCGAGAACCAGAACAUCUGAAGUUUGGAACUGCUCUUCAGGGAGUUUAAAACUUUACAUUCAUAUACUGGAUAUGUGAUGAAAAUAGCACAUUGUGGAUGUUAGGUUAAUUACCAUGGUCCUGUCUGUGCCCCACCCCUGAUCCCUCACCUCAAUAAACACGAGGGAGGGGUCGCUUCAGUGUGACAUCAUUACUCUCAGUAAUCUGCAGCAGAUGUGGGUUUAAGAGGUGUGAAAAUCUACUGAGUCAAAGAGGGAUGGAAAGACUCUUUGGCUUUUUCUGACUCGUGUCACACUCAACGCUCGAUUCCCUCUGUUUGAUUUUUCAGGGCCGCCCCAUCGUGAUCUGUGACAAAGACGAUUACGAGACCAUAAAGAACUGCAGCCGCACCAUCAAAGUGCCUCACUGUGUUGACUGCCUGCAGGGCGUGCUGAGCGUCAUCCCGCUGCAGCUGCUGUCCUUCCACCUGGCUGUCCUCCGGGGUUACGACGUAAGUACCAUCCUUUCAGGUGUAGCAGUAGCUGGUAAUGACGGUUUUCUCAGCUUGGACGUGGUUAAAAGGAAUCGAUCUAAAAUUAGCGACCCCGUUACAGUGAUGGGAAGAACAGUUCUUUUGACUGUACUGAAUCUUUAGAAUCCAUUCAUUAAAAGAUCAGUCAGUGCUUCGGAGCCCCGUCCUGCCGGUUUCAGUACACAAGGGAGUGUCACAUCGGCAAGUUUGUCCAUUGAACUUGCCCCUCCCCUGCUGCUGAAGUCACAGCGUCGUUCACUGGGGGACACAUGUCGUUCAUUUGCCAAGUCCUGAAGGAAGCAUCACUCCCCUGCCCUGAAAAACUCACCUCUCUGUGUAUCGCUGUCGGCGAAAACAACACAGCAGCACGCCCACUUAACAAGCGAGAAUCGUCUCUCUUUUAUAUCACAGAAAAGUGAAGAGAUUAAAAAUAAGUCAACAUUGCAGCUGUAGCGGGGAUUCUGCUACGUUUGAAGAUAUCAAAUAGCGUAUUUCUUUAAAUCGGCUGAAAUAAAAUCCUUCUUGCAGGAAAGUUUAUACACAUGUAUUUAUGUAAAGGCACUAUAAUCCACUGUUUUAGCUUUAUCUGUUUUAUCUUAGCCUCAGUGAAUAAACCAGUGUUCAGCAGUAAGUGUACGACACUACACCCCCUCCUCCUCUGCCUGCAUCAAGUCAUUCGAAAAGUAGUUUGUUUCGUUCACCAUGUUUCGUUCACUGACUGAUACAGGUCGUUCAUUCGAUGUGAGUGAAUCACGAGACUCCGCCCACCUGCCCGCCCGCCUGCCUGGCUGGCUGUGUGUCGUCCGCUGGAGUCAGAGGCGGCAGUUCCACUCCCGACCGGCAUGCCAGGCUCGCGGCUGAGCUCAACUGAACUGAAAAAGGAACGAAUCUGGUCUCUUUUGAAUGAAACGUUCAUGAACGACACAACACUACCCCGUUAAACUCCUUCAUAAGCUUUUGAUCUGAUCGCACUUGAGAACAAAUACCAGAAAUAAACAAAUCCAGUGUUUACUUCUCUCCUCAUUUUGGCUCCAGUAUGUAUAGUUCCUUAUUUCCCAACAUUGCGCUGAAGGUGAUGGUGAGUUAAGCCAACGCAGCAAAACCAUCACAUGUGAAAAACCUCAAUCAUUACAAAAAUAAAUACUUCUUACUCAUUAUCUUUUGCUGUGAAGGAGAAAAAACAAAUCUGUGUUUAAUGUUUUUGACAUAUUUGUUUUUUGUAGCUCGCUAUUCAAACACUCUUUGUGUCUUUGUGUACUUUGACCUUUCUCAUCCAGUAAUAGCUCAAGUCCAAAUAACAGCCGUUCUGACGCUCUUAUCAGCUUACACCUGCAGUCAUAAAAGAUAUGUCAGUAUUUAUGUGAAUGCAUCUCCGUCUCAUGCUCAAACUUCUUAUUCUUCUUAGUGUCAGUUUUCUGGCUCGCCAAGUUUUGUUAGGGGUUCUAGUAAAUCAAACCUGAUAGGCUGACAGAUGCGUUCUGUCAACACCAUUAAGCCAUUUCCCCCCCAGACGGUAAACAAACUGUUGUGUUUGAUUUCAGGUGGACUGCCCAAGAAACCUGGCCAAGUCGGUGACAGUGGAGUGAAGCUCAUCGUUCAUCACUUGACAACAAAAGCCUGGAAGAAACAAACACUCGUGCGGACGAGGAGGGGAGGCUCUGCACUCUGAAACCAACAGAAGAUUAAGUCCUCUUUAUGUGUCUUGUAUCACGGCUCUUUUUAAUGCAAUCUUUUACUCAACAGUCGUGUAUCUCACUGUUGUAUAUCCUCUGUAUCCUCUCAUUGUCUGUAUUUUCAUCAUCAACGUCGUAGUAUUGAUUGAGACAUCGAUCUGUCCCUGGUGGUGAGGUCUGGGCUGGCGCCGAUGUACCAUUUCUUUCCUCUGUGGGUGUGUGAAGCUGUAGCAAAUGACUCUGACUCUGUAAAGGUCACAAGAACUCACUAGAAAUAUGUUUGUAUGUGCUUUUUAGUCUCUCUUAGAGCUGAUGUUAGAGCUGUUCAUUGACAGAAGUUACCAACUGUUUUUUUUUUCUCUGUAAUGCAGUGAUUUGUAGUUUAGUCGGGAUAUUUUUCUUUGGCAGCUAAUCAUUCGAAGUGUCUUUACUCCUCAGUUGAAGUAAGUAGCAGUCUUGAAUCAUUCCAAGCCACAGGUCAGCACUACAUAAUUGCAGCGCCGUUUGCCAGUUUUGACUCAGUUUUGACUCAGUUCCUCUGUUGGACUUUCUUCUGAAGACGCACUAGUUUACAGCAGCAGCUUUACAAGUUAGAUGACAGAGAGGCUUGUAAAUACACCAGCGUGUAAAGCUCAUUCUUCCGCAUAAAACAAGAACUGGUUCUGCUUUACGACUAAAGCGUUUUCCUGCUUACAAAAGAGUAGUACUCUACAGCUGCUUUUGCACCGUUUGGUUGAACUCUGUUGCUUCACUACACGAGACUUUAAUGCUAACUUAAGGUCUAAAGUUUACAUUUAAGUUACAAACUGAAGUAAAUCCUGUUAGAUGAUGAAGUGAUAAAUCUGAAGAAAGCCAGCCCACGCCCUGCCACCAGGACUGCUGCAAUAUCGGGACCAUUUGAAGCUUUUAUUUCCUUUCUUUCUUUCUUUUGUUACAUUUUUUUUUUCAUUUUCUCUUUUUAUUUAAAACAAAAAAAGGAAUUUUAUACCAUUGAAGUAACUCUUUGAUUUGAAAUGUGAAUGUUACUGUCAUUUUAAAUGUCCUGUCAAACCAAAAAUCUUUCUGAUGGCGUUGGCAGAUGUAAACCAAAACAUCUAUUUUAAAUGUUAUAUUAUUUUGUAGCCAAUCGUGUACUGAAGCUGGUACUGUAGACUGUGUGGUGUGAAGACUGUUUGGAGAGACAAAGGGGGUCAUAUACCUGGUUUUACAUCAGUAUGUUUGUCAGAUUGUAGAUGUGUAUUUAUUAAGAUACCAGCUGUGUGUGCGUGUGUGAGUGUGUGUGUUUCUGAAUGUUUAAAAGCCAAGGAGAGAGUAGUGUACACAAAACUGUGUAGUGAAGUAAUAGGAGCAGUUUUUUUUUUUUUUAACUCAACACAUUUUUGGUUUCACGGUUUUCAUUUUGCUUUUACAAUCAAGCCUUAACUUAAUUUUGACUUCUUUUUUCCCAGCAUUGAGCUUCUUCUGGGCCAGUGAGUGGGUUUGAAAACUGGACAAUGUUGUAACAGGUACUUUUGUGACCCCAAAUACAUGAGCUGAUUUUGAUUUGGUAGACUGGAAAAAAAAAAUGACAUAAAGGCACUACACGAAUGUGGAGACAUCUGUUGCAAGCCGAUGGGUUACUGAGGGCGUGGGGACACUUUUUAAAUCAGUGAACUGAUGCAAUAAAGUGUCAAGUACUAACCUUUGAUUGGUCUGAGCUUAUUUAAGAUGUUUGACUAUAAGGCUCCUGUGAGGACUUUUUUUUUUUGAUGUUCAUGAAACAGACUGAAAUUCAUACUGAUGGUUUUGUUUAUUUUGUGUGCUUAAAAAAAGCACAAGUGAAAAAAUUGAUUAUUUUAACACAUUUUUUUUUGUGUGUCCUCAUCUUAUUCUUUUUUAUAAUUUCCACAUCAAAAAAAUCUCUAAAUGACACAUUUUAAGUCAGCAGGGGGAGAUUUUUCUGCUAGAUGACACCAAAGCAGGUGAAGGAGAAAAGCAACAACUGCUUUGACCACAGGGGGGCACCAAAAUUGACAAACGAAAGGUUCUUUCACACCGGGACCGUUUUGGUCGUGCAAUUAUUCGGACGUCAUUAUUUUUUCUCGAACCCGUAUCCUGUCAAUACAAGCGUUCACAUCAGCGAUGUUUUCCCGUCCUGCGAUAUUACGGCAUUUAUUUUUUCGGAUCACGUCGAUUUUUCUAAAGUUUCGCAUACUGUUUCCAUUUCUGACCAAUCAGAUUUCGUGUUGUUGCGACGUCAGAUUCACCGGUAUAUCCAACAUGGCGGACCGGCGGAUUGUUUACGUAUCUGAGAACAGAGUGCUUUUUGAUAAAAACACAAACAUUACAAAGAUAACUACCUGAAGGACAACAUAGCGUCAGAUUUCUCAUAUGACGAAGGUUUGUGUGCUUUAACAGUUUGCUAAACGCUUUUGUUUUAAUCUUUCAUCUGUGCUAACCUAAGCUAACGGUUGUUACCAUAGUUUCAUGUGCUUAUCGCCUCUGAUUGGCUGUAAGUGCUGACCGUUUGGCUUGAGCGUGUGAUGACAUUUCCAGCUUUUCUAGCCAAUCAGAGGCGAGAAUUUUCCCAGGAAAAGUCCCCCCUGGAAAGUCGCAAAAUCGCAUCGGGCUUGAUGCGUAUAGUCAGGUGCAUCAAAAUUUCGCGUUCCACAGUCACGUCAGCCUCGGUGUUUAAGGACCUUAAAGCUGGUGAAGGAGAUAAGCAACAGCUGUUUUGACCACAGGGGGGCGCCAAAAUUGACAAACUAAAAGUUCCUUACAGGAGCUUUAAAAUCAGGCAUAAGAAAGUACUUAAAAAAUGUUUCGCAAUUUUAUUAAAAUUAAAACCUCAUUUUUUGGACAUUGAUAAAAGUUAAAAACCCCAAAUGACAUUUUUUUUUUAAAUUAACAUACAUGCAAAUAAGCUGUGUUGUACAAGAUAUUCAUGGGUUUCAUUCAAGAGUUGACAGAUCCCAAAUGAUUCCCAGUACCUGUGUAGAGUAAAUGGUCACAGCAUGUAGGGUAGACAGUGAUCUCCUGGUGCAUCUAUAAAGAGUCUUAAGGGUUGUGACACUAAGUCUAAAAUCACCGCACAAGAGUGAAAAAGUAGAAAGUGCUGUGUGGACAAAGCCCACGAUGGUCAUGGGAACAAAAGGAGAGGAUCUGCAAAUUGCCAGCACAGUCUUCAGUAUCGUCUUUGACCACUUGGCAGCUCUUCCUCCUCCUCCUCCUCCUCCUCCUCCUCUUUCUCCACAGUGGUGAUCAUAACAGCUGCUGUUCCUGAAGGUGUGUGAUGAAGACCAGGUGGAGCGGCUCAAGUAUCCAUGUUUGCCUCCUCCCUCCUGUGGGUAGAGCAGCCCUGCCAGCACUGACCUGACAGAUGCGUUCAGCCUCAGCAUAGUUGAAAGGUAAAAAGCUAAACAUUUGGUGAUUGCAAGUGCAACGCUCAGGAGGAUUUCAUUGCACUGACUGACCACCACAACGGCUUCCAGUGCAGCUGCAGAGUAACUAGAGAUGACAGCCACAGCUCUGAGCAAAGACAGCCUCCAUUCUGCAAACACAGGGAGUGAGGUGGACAGUUUCUCUCCUAGAAAGAGCCUCACCUGAUGCAGUUCAGGUAACAUCCUCUGUGCUGCAGCCAAGUCAUGCAUCGACAACCAAUCACAGCUGCUUUAAGGUGUGAGAGUGGGAUUGGAUAACUGUUAGCAGGUGUUCUCACCCGUGACCUCAAUUGUUAAAUUGCUUGACUGUAGUCUGCGGAUUGUGACCUAUUUAAGGCUGAUUUGGGACACUUUUAGGUUAGGUUAAGGAAAUCAUAUAAAGAAAAUCACAAAUUAAAGAAUGGCGCGGACAUCAAAACGGAUUACCUCUGGCUUUUCUGGAUUAAUUAAAUCAAAGAGAGUGUGUUUGCCACAAAGUACACUUUUUUAUUUCGUGACUAAACGUCAGCUGGAAAAAUGCUUGAAGAGUUUUUUGGGUCCCCCGCUGAUUGUCCUUUUUAACCACAAUUCUUUGUUGGAGUUAGUAAAAGUCUUUUUUUUUAAGUUUUAUCCUGAUGAAACUCUUUGAAGUAUGACAGAUUUUUGUCUGAAGAAACUCCUGCAUGGGGUUGGAAUCUGGAAAUCUCAUUAUCUUAUCAUUUCAUCAUGUCAUAAAUCCAAACAUGAUAUAAAAAGAAACGUCCUGCAGAAUCACUGGACUUCUUUUUUUUACAGCUUUACAAAAGAUUAAGAAAUACUACACAAAAGAUAAGAUUUCAGUAUGCUUUUAAAGAAAUAUUUGCAUUUGCAGGUAAGAUUUUACAUUUGACAGUGGUCUUUGUAUUCUAGUUUGAUAGUUUACCCCUGACAGAACACAUGCACUGAUUUUUGACAACCUACCACAAAAGUUUAAGGCUUUUGAGCUGAAGAAAACUCUCAUAAUAAACCGCUGGUGGUAUAUUGGAGGCUCUGGGGUUCAAACUCAUGAAAAAGUUCAUCGAAUAUACGGCUAGAAAACAGACGGCACUCUGCGUAUUACCAAAGUCUGCUGAAUUCAGUCAUAAGGGAGAGUCUGUGUCAUAGAUAGAAUCUGUGAUGCAAUGUUUAUAUAUGCGUUUGUCAGACUGCUGUGAUGCUGUAAUGGGUCAGACUGAGUGGAAACAAAAGCUGGCAGCAGCCGCAGGCAUCUUACACAGAAUUUGUUUGACGUGAAAAGUCCUGUGAACGCUGCCCUAGAAACGUGGACCAACUGCGAAUGACAAAAUAAAACGUCAGACACUGAUCAAAGUCACUUCCUUUGAGACAGUCAGAAAAAUCUCAGCUCCUUAUUCAACUCUGUCCUGUCCUCUGCAAACCUUCAGUUAUGUCAUAAAUGAUUAGCACCACUGUACCUUUUCUGCAGGCUGUCUACAUUUCCUGAGGAUAUAAUGUGUGUAAUAUUUUCCAAGAUAGCUCGCUCCAGUUCUGCAUGUGACAUAAUGCAACAUAUGAACAUCUGGAGUUAGUCAGUCAUCCUCUGCAAACCCUCUUUUUCCAUCAGAGUGGGUGAGCGAGGUCCUGUGUGUAACUCUGCUCUGUCAUCCCAAAGCCAAAUCAGUGGUCCGACAGGCCGUCAAAGAAAAGAAAAUAGAGUAAAAGGUUUUGCGUAAAGGACGAGUCGGAGACAGAGUUUAUAAUCUGAAGGAGAGCUGCAAAUUUAAAGGAAAUGUGAACCUAUUAAAGUGUUUAACGACUUUUGAUGAAAACUAGCUGUUUUCAUUCUGUGAGGAGGAAAAUCUCAAAGGUUAAAAAGUCAGAGGCUGUAGUUUAAAAAAGAUACCAAAAGACAGAGUACAAUUGAAUACACGUGAACUGUUUACUUCCAUAAAGAAUGAAAAAAACCAAAGGUGUUUACAUUCUGUUUUGGUGGAUCAUUCCCUCCUUUGUAAUCUGCAUUCAGCUGAAACCAAACCUGCUUCAUAUAAAUUUGUGCAAAUAAACCAAAUGCCUUUGUUUAAGUCGAUAUAAAGCUCGUUUUGAGUCAGGUCGGUUUGCUGUGAUACACAUCUUAACGUUGUGUCUUUCUCUCUAACAUUAACAAAGAUGUCUGAACACACAUUUAUAAGAAUUAUUAUUUACAUGUAUAUUAAGGCUGCAGAUCAAGAUUAUGUGCAAAACGUUUCCCUCAUUGACUAAACUCAGUCUCAAAUGCUGUCGUUUUGAUCGAGCCGUUUAUAAAAAUAAGGCUAAAUCAACGUUUAGUGAAACUGUGAAGAGCACAAAAAUAGGCCAGCUAUGAUGUAGCAGAUUUGUGCAUUGCUGUUUCAAAAAAUGGAUUUAUCAGCAACGAUUGUCUUUCUAACCUUAAUGAUACUCUAAAAAUGUGGUUCUUAACAUUAAAAGUGUUCAUAAAAAAUGUACAAAUGUGUAAUAAAAACAAGGUAAACAAACACACACAUAAAAAACAAAUGUUGACUCAAACAUCACUGCAUGCAAUUGUCCAACAUUCAAGAGUACAAAAAGUACAAAAACAGACUUUUCUGGACUCUUCUUUAGCGGCAGUGUCUGGGACAUUUGCUGUAAAAGUCUUGCAUCUCUUAUCAGGAAAACGGGAAUGCAACACACAAAUUCAAGAACUGUCAUGAGCGAUUUAAAUGUGACUGUGCUCCUUUAGUUUGUACAGAGUUCAAUCCAUCGUUUCUCUGAUUGGUCAAGAUUCAUCCUAUCUUUUUUUGAAAGCCUUCAGCAGCUCUGGGGACCAGAGGGCGAGUGUUUUCGAGCAGGCCUGUGUGACCUCAUUUGUAGGGAAUGUCUGUGUAAUUCAAGCAUUAGAGCAAUUGCACUGUUGGGCUAAAUGUGUACAAAAGUCACUGUAGACAAAUAGCAGAAAAGAAGUCCUCGCCGCACCACUUCACAAGGCAGAAAGGCCGCCGAGCACAACACAACAAGCUCAACGGUGCUCGCUCGCAGUUACAAUCAAAGAUGGUCACGGCCUCUGAGUUCCCUUUUUAAGUCCCUUUAAACUUUCUCCUCUACAGGCCAGGGCGAGGCGGUGGACGAGCAGGUGGAGGGGCUCGGCAAGGAGGAGGCCCCUGUGGCGGAGGAGGCAGAGAGCCGGUGGGGGAGCAAGGAGGUUGAGGGGUUGGGAGAGAAGCUGGUGGGGCAGAUAUGUUCAGGUUAGUCGGAGGGAGAGCCCGGUUAGGAGGUGGCGUGUAAGGGGGUGGCGUGAUGGGAGGAGAGGGGGAGUCGGAGCUGGGUGGAGGUGUUGGAGGCAGGGUGGAGAAGGUGUACGAUGGCAAUGAGGAGGGGCUGCCUGGGGUCGGUGGAAGGCUGCCCUGCGGAGGAGGUGGAGGCUUGUAGAUGGGGGUUGAGUGGUGGUUGUAAUGUAAGUAGUGAGGAGAGGGAGAUUUUGUGCGGGUGAAGUUCAUGCAUCUGCCCUGAAAAUGUCAAAUAAAGGCAGAUAUUAGAAAAGAAAAACAUCAUAAUGCACAGGAUGAACAUAUCAAUAUAAGC